This is a messenger RNA of Gastrolobium bilobum, 1757 nucleotides long. Its product is annotated as tonoplast dicarboxylate transporter-like. Gene Ontology annotation, biological process: monoatomic anion transmembrane transport. Gene Ontology annotation, cellular component: membrane. Gene Ontology annotation, molecular function: transmembrane transporter activity. The transcript has 6 exons. Lineage: Eukaryota; Viridiplantae; Streptophyta; Magnoliopsida; Fabales; Fabaceae. The record is from RefSeq and is a predicted model, not a curated record. The coding region runs from base 59 to 1669 and encodes 536 amino acids.
AAGCGCAACUCUGAAUCUUAUUGCUUCCCCUGCAUUUCCAUUUCCUUUUUGUCAAAAAAUGACCGGAGAACACAGUCCGGCAUCUGCUUCCGAUGGCGUCAACCUCAAGUCCCCACUUCUUCCCCUUCACGACCCAAUCCAACAAACACAGAGCUCCCCCUUCACCUUCAAAUCCCUUCUCACCCUCAAGAAUUUCUAUAUCAUAUUAGGACCCUUUUUGUCCCUUAUCAUAUGCCUCUUUGUGAAGCUCGAUGCUCCCGCGAGUAGCCGGAAUAUGCUCGCCGUGAUUGCUUGGGUCUUUUGUUGGUGGGUCACCGCCGCCGUACCACUUCCGGUGACCUCCAUGUGUCCCCUGUUUCUGUUCCCUCUUUUUGGGAUAGCUUCAUCUGAUAGUGUUGCUCACUCUUACUUGGACGACGUUAUUACGCUGGUCUUGGGAAGUUUCAUACUUGCUCUCGCUGUUGAACGAUACAACGUACACAGAAGAUUGGCCUUGAAUGUGACGUUGAUGUUUUGUGGAGAGCCAUUGAAUCCAGGGUUGCUGCUAUUGGGUCUGUGUGCCACGUCAUUCUUCGUAAGCAUGUGGAUGCACAACGUGGCAGCUGCGGUGAUGAUGAUGCCGGUGGCCACCGGGAUCUUACAGCGACUGCCACCACCGCAGGAGCAAUCGGAUGUGGUCAACAAGUUCAGCAGAGCGGUGGUUCUGACGGUGGUGUAUGCGACGCCAAUUGGAGGGAUAAGCACUCUGACGGGGACAGGUGUGAACCUGAUAUUGGUGGGGAUGUGGAAGAGCCUUGUCCCUGGGGCCAACCCAAUAAGCUUCAACACUUGGUUCUUCUUUGGAUUCCCUGUGGCUCUUCUCUUCCUUAUCUCCUUUUGGUGCAUCCUCCGCUUGCUCUACGUACGAAAGGGAUCGGCUCAGGCUUUGUCUUCUUACUUGAACAAAGCCCACUUGAAGAGAGACCUAGAAUCUCUGGGUCCCAUGUCUUUUGCGGAGAAGAUGGUGUUGUCUGUGUUUGGGUUGCUGAUCAUAUUAUGGAUGACAAGAAGAAUAACAGAUGACAUUCCCGGAUGGGGAGCUUUCUUCCAUGGCCUUGUUGGUGAUGGAAGUGUCAGUGUUAUGGCGGCUAUAUUAUUGUUCAUAAUCCCAAACAAGAAACAAGAGGGGGAGAAGCUAAUGGACUGGAAUGAAUGCAAGAAGCUACCUUGGAACCUGAUUUUGCUUCUUGGAGCUGGGUUUGCUUUAGCUGAUGGAAUCCAAUCUAGUGGCCUAGCAGAUGUGCUAUCCGGAGCCUUAGGUUUCUUGGAAGAUGCACCGUUCUUGGCCAUUGCUCCUGCAGUUAGUCUUAUGAGUAGCAUUAUUACUGAGUUCAUUACUUCCAAUGACGCCACUGCCACGCUUCUUAUCCCACUUCUAUAUCACAUAGCCAAGACUAUGCAUGUGCAUCCUCUUCUUCUUAUGGUCCCCGGAGCAGUAGCAACAGAGUUUGCUUUCUUGCUUCCAACUUCAACUCCAUCAAAUGUAGUUGGAUUUGCCACUGGCCAUAUUGAAAUCAAAGACUUGCUCAAAGUUGGGGUGCCACUUAAGGUUGCUGGGAUAGCUGUGCUCUCAUUUCUGAUGCCAACUCUAGGAGCAAUUGUUUUUGGAAUAAAUGACGAUAUUCAAUAGAUGAUAAAUGACGAUAUUACAUUAGUAAGAGGUUUGAACCAAUGUAAAGAACAGAAGAGAUAAUGAUCAGAAAUAUCAUAUACAGUGC